CGUUCUCUCUCUGCAGUGAAUUUUAGGGUUUGGUGAGGGGGCUCUUGACGGUGAAAGAGAGGGUUUAAUCGUGAAAUGAUGUCUCCCUUAAACGAUGUCUCAGUUCCCUCUAAGUUCGAGUCUUGAAUCGACGUCGUUCUCUUCUUCUCUGCUCCUUCAGGGCCUAAAAAAACCCUAAAUUUUGGUUUCGGUUAGGACUUUGUUCACGAACGUCCUCCUCCUUCUCAAUCCUGUGAGACUCGGUUAGGACAAAAGUCGCGAUUUGCUGUAGGUGUGGCUGGGAUUUCGAAUUCGGUUCUGUGCAGAGAAGGAGUUAUUCUAAGGGAACUUGUGAAUGGCUUGUAAAGCAAAGCUUAUGAUUCCUGAGGAUGAGAAGUACGAAGGAAAGCCAUAUGCCCUUUCACACACAAGGACCGCCAUUACAACAAUAAAGGCGAAGUUCAAUACGCAGCAGUUACAGAGGUUCGAGGGAAGUUGUUUUGGUCAUCUAUUACUGAUAGAGGACCUGAAGUGGAAUUCACAAAUUGUCCACGGCCUGUUGAUGAGGAAGGCUGAUCCUAAGACAGUUACACAGGUGAACGGGAUAAAAUUCAUUGUGGGUAACAAGUUGAUACAAUUCACAGCCCAACAAUUUUGCCUCAUCACGGGGCUAAGGUUCGGAAAGCUCCCUUUCAUUCCGAAGGCGACAAAUGAAAAUUGCUCGUUGAAGCGAAAAUACUUCAGCACCAAUAAACCUGCCACCCUUUUGGACCUACACACCGCCUUCAUCGAGUGCACAGAUGAUGAGGAUGCGUUAAAGCUUGGAAUGGUCUAUUUUGCCAAUUUUGUUCUAUUGGGUACUGAAAAGCAUGUGCUUAUUGACAUGCGCUAUUUGAAGUUGGCUGAAGACCUAGAGGAGUUUGACAAGUAUCCAUGGGGCGCAGUGUCAUAUGCAAUGACAAAUGCUUCACUGUUGAGGGCAGUUUGUGCUGAAUACCAACGAGUCAAAGUGCCCCAAAAAAGAAAAAUGCCCAAACAACGUGGAAAGAGAACGCAGACAAGAAUGCGAAGUGGUAGACCAAGAGAGUACAUCAUAAGGGGGUUUGGCUUCGCUCUUCAGAUUUGGGCCUUUGAAGUGUUCCCAGCUUUGGAAGCAUUGCAUUUCACGGUCCAUGAAGACAAUAGGCACAUCCCUCGAAUAUUACAUUGGAGGAGCAACACGGUGGCCCGUUUUCGGGACGUUAUGAGUCAGGUUUUUGAAAACUUUGAGGUUGAUGUGCAACUUCUCCGGCCAACAGAUAUUGAGAAGCAACAACCUUACUGGAGUUGGGGUGAUGAUGACAACGAAGAACCAAUGGUUGAAUUAUUUGGGGAUGAGGCCGAAGAAAAAACCGGCACUUCUAGUGAAGAAAAAGACGCGGAUGUUGAGGAAACAGCCACCCUUCCCUCCUCUUCUAAGGCCAAAGGGUCUGUUAAUGACGUUCGCAGUUUGAAGCAUCAAUUACGCAGCACUAAGGAUCAGUUGGCUAAGCUACGUAGUUCAAAUCGGGGGCUUAGGAACAGAGUUCGUGACUUGGAAGCUAUUGUACAGAAGAACUGUUUGAAGCAUGAGAACGAGUGUGACAGAAAUAAAAAGGCUAUUCGGGAUUUGACCCUAAAAAUUGCUGAAGUCGAACAUUAUUUGAAGUUGGAGAUGGAGGAGUUAAAAAAAAAUUAUGGUGGAGAAGCCCAUGAGGAAGUCUGUACUGCCCAGAUGAAUGACGGAGGGCAGAAUGAUUUGUCACCCGUAAAUGAACCUACUAGUCCGACUACAGCAGCACCUAAAAUGGACACUCAAGUUCCAGCUGAUGGAGUAGAACCCUUCCCAGGCAUGCAUACAGAACGGGGUGAAAUGGAAGCACCAGUCUGUGGUGAUGGAGUGGAACACUUUCCAGCCUCAGAUCAACAAGGGGCUCCAAGGGAACCAGAAGUCCCUGCUGAUGGAGUGGAACCCUUCCCAGCCAUGGAAGUCAUAGACACUGAAAUUGAAACUUCAGUUCCUGAGAGGCAAGUGGACCAACAACCUCACAAGGUUCCUACCGCUGAAGAUGUGAAGCUUCCUAGUGUUGAAGAUGCCCUCCUUCCUACUCUGGAAGAUGGGAAUGGAAAUUGA
Messenger RNA from Prunus dulcis (almond), 2131 nucleotides. RefSeq lists its product as uncharacterized. The record is from RefSeq and is a predicted model, not a curated record. NCBI's taxonomy places the organism in Eukaryota, Viridiplantae, Streptophyta, Magnoliopsida, Rosales, Rosaceae. The transcript has 6 exons. The coding region runs from base 335 to 2131 and encodes 598 amino acids.